This is a messenger RNA of Syngnathoides biaculeatus (alligator pipefish), 3166 nucleotides long. RefSeq names its product solute carrier family 6 member 16a (gene slc6a16a). NCBI's taxonomy places the organism in Eukaryota, Metazoa, Chordata, Actinopteri, Syngnathiformes, Syngnathidae. The record is from RefSeq and is a predicted model, not a curated record. Gene Ontology annotation, cellular component: membrane. Bases 203 to 2290 code for a protein of 695 amino acids. The transcript has 12 exons. Gene Ontology annotation, biological process: sodium ion transmembrane transport.
ACACGUGAGUCCCCCCGUGCACUCCAAAAGUGUCUCCCUCGCCUGUAAGCCCACAGCUGGAGUUUAAAAAGGGGGGGUUUCAAACGUUUCUUGGUAGAAAAAGGGAAAAGGGAAGAGAGGAGGAAAGUACAAAGGAAAUAAAAAGUCAGCAAGAUCAGGAUCGAUCGGAAUUUGAGUGCAGAGUUGGAGCGAGCUGUCAAUCAUGACAGAGAAACCCUCACUGGACGGCGGCGAGGACGGAACGUGGCUGACCGAGAGUGAGUCUCAAUCUCAGCUGGCGCUCAAUUCUGAAGCAAACGAAGCCGACGAUGGGGGGCGGCCGGCCUGGGAUUCCAAGAUCCAGUACGUGCUGGCUCAGGUGGGCUUCAGUGUGGGCUUGGGGAACGUGUGGAGGUUUCCAUACCUUUGCCACCAGAAUGGAGGAGGGGCUUUCAUGCUGUUGUACGUUUUUCUUCUGGUGGUGGUCGGCGUCCCCCUCUUCUUCAUGGAGUUGGCAGCCGGCCAGAGCAUCCGCCAGGGCAGCAUCGGCGUCUGGAAACACAUUUCCCCCAAACUGGCGGGUAUUGGCUAUUCCAGCUGCUUGGUUUGUUUUUAUGUGGCCUUGUACUACAACGUGAUUAUCGCAUGGAGUCUUUUCUACAUGGGCAACUCCUUCCAGUAUCCUCUGCCGUGGGAGAACUGCCCCAUUGAUGUGGCCACCAAUGACACAGUGAGAGAAUGCGCACAAAGUUCUGCAACAUCGUAUUUUUGGUUUCGGAAAGCUCUGAACAUCUCAAGUUCCAUUGAGGAGUCGGGGGAGUUUAAUUCCAUCAUGACGGGCUGCUUGUUGGCCGCGUGGACCGUCGUCUCCUUGGCGAUGAUUAAGGGUAUCAAGUCGUCUGCUAAGGUGAUGUACUUCUCCUCAGUCUUUCCCUACGUGGUGCUCUUCAUUUUCCUCAUCAGAGGUUUGACGUUGGAUGGAGCAAUAGAUGGUAUCACUUAUAUGUUUUAUCCCAGACUUGAGAUUUGGGGGAGCGUGCAGGUGUGGCGGCAGGCCGCCACCCAGGUGUUUUUUGCCCUGGGACUGGGGUACGGUUCCGUCAUUGCGUAUUCUUCCUACAACCCGAUCCAAAACAACUGUCACAGAGACGCUCUGCUGGUCUCAGGGAUCAACUUCAUGACGUCUGUCCUGGCCUCGCUUGUCGUUUUUGUCAUCCUGGGUUUCCGGGCCAAAAACAUCGCAAAGGGCUGCGUGGCUGAAAACGUUCGGCUUCUAAGCAACAUGUGGAAUACGGAGCAGGACCAUCUUUGGCAGCCAAGUUUCAACACGACCGAGCCGGCCUCCGUGUCUGUGUCGGACUACAGAGACUGGUACAGGCGCUACGGCGCCACGUUGCAUCUCAACAUCACCGACUGCAAUCUGGAGGAGGAGAUGAACAAGGGAGUGGAAGGGACAGGCCUGGCUUUCAUAGCGUUCACUGAGGUGAUGGCUCUCUUCCCAGCCAGCCCCUUCUGGUCCGCUCUGUUUUUCCUCAUGCUGCUCAACCUGGGCAUGAGCACCAUGUUCGGGACCAUGCAGGGAAUCCUCACACCGCUCAUGGACAAUUUCAAGCUGCUCGGACGCCACCGCACUUUACUCACCGUGUGCAGUUGUGCUUUGGGCUUCCUGCUCGGACUUUUGUUCACUCAGCGCUCGGGCAACUACUUUGUGGCCAUGUUUGACGACUACUCGGCCACGCUGCCCUUGGUCAUUGUCGUCAUCUUUGAAACCGUCAGCGUCUCCUGGGUUUACGGCACCGAUCGUUUCCUGGAUGAUAUUGAAGACAUGCUGAAAUGGCGUCCCCCGGUGGUGUACAAGUACCUUUGGAAAUAUGUGUGCUUGCUAGCCAUGAUGGGACUCCUGGCCGCAAGCUUGUUAAGGAUGGUCUUUAAAGGGCCCACCUACACCGCCUGGAAUGAAAGCACAGCCUCUGAGAUGACUUUGGACUACCCCGGUUGGGCUCUGGUUAUGAUCACCUUACUCAUAGUCUUUGCCAGCUUGCCGGUACCGAUCGGUUACAUACAAGCGUUGCUGCAGGACCGCAGACUGCGUAACACGGACACCAUGGAGGGGGCGGGCAAGGAGGUCAACCGCGACUUGUACACCAAGUGCAGCUCUGUCGAACAGCUGGAAUUCAACCCCCAACAAGCUAACACCGAGGAAGACGACCGCCGUCCCAGGACGACCUUCCUGCCGGCGGGCAGCGAGCACUAUCGCCUCUUGCCCCAGCAAGAGGAGCUCGACGACGAAGAGCAGGACACGGGGGUGUGAGGGUGUGGUCGCCCACCAGGGUGGAGGUUGUUUGGAAAGAGUUUCAAGUGAGAAAAACCCUGCGGGAGGGUUGGGACAAUGACGGAGGACAGCAUUAGACACAAUAGUUGGUUAGCUCAGGAAGCUACAUUGUUAGGAAGUGAAAAUCAUCGAGUUAUGGACGACCCCCUGAAAAGGUUUGCAAUUGUCUCUAGGUGCCAUAAAAUGCCAGCAAAGGGCUACUUUUUUAAAAUUAAGAUCCUCAAAUCGAUGUGUUAUUGCUUUGGCCUUAACACAAAACAGAGUACGCAGUAGGGGAAUUUUCAGCAAGUGAUGGUGGAUUGGUUACCCCCACCCCAAAAAAAAGAUCAGCAAAUUCACAACACCUGAAUAUGUGGGGGCGGCAUGGUGGAGCAGCUGGUAAAGCGUUGGACUCACAGUUCUGAGGACCCGGGUUCAAUCCCAUCCCCGCCUCUGUGGAGUUUGCAUAUUCUCCCCGUGCCUGCGUGGGUUUUCUCCGGGGACUCCGAUUUCCUCCCACAUCCCAAAAACAUGCAACAUUGAUUGGACACUCUAAAUUGCCCCUAGAUGUGAUUGUGAGUGCGAAUGCUUGUCUCUAUGUGCCCUGCGAUUGGCUGGUGACCAGUUCAGAGUGUACCCAGCCUCCUGCCGGUUGACAGCUGGGAUAGGCUCCUGCACUCCCUGCGACCCUUGUGAGGAUAAGCGGCAAAGAUGAUGGAUGGAUGAAUAUGUGGGCUUUCACUUCACAUCUCGCCACCAAAAGGAGACAAACUGUUUCAAAUGAGCGCUAAAUGUCACAGAAGCCGGUCAAAAGAACGGCUGUUAUUGUAAAUAAGUGCAAGAGGCAUAUUUAAAUAAAACACGUUACAAAAAGUA